GUACGUUAAGCAAUGUUGUGUUAAAAUUCCCGCUUAAGCGUUGGAAUUUAAGUACCAGUUAUGUCGCAGAUGGCAUCGGAAAACGAGGAAAAUGGCACUGAAAUGCAAAGUGAGCCGGAAGAGUCUCCGUAUUCUUUGGCCAGAGCGAAACUGGAAAACCUCCUGAACAAGAGUAUGCGAAUCCGAAUGACUGACGGACGGACGCUAGUUGGACUUUUCCUCUGUACCGAUCGCGACUGUAACGUCAUUCUUGGCUCAGCGCAGGAAUUCCUCAAGUCUACAGACUCUUUCUCUCAGGGGGAGCCGCGGGUGCUGGGUUUGGCCAUGGUUCCAGGUCAUCACGUGGUCUCUAUUGAAGUUGAGACUGAAAGUUUACCCAGCAGCACUCAGGGGAUCUGAGUCCCGUCACCAGGAGAGGGAGAAACGUGCACGGUUACCGUGUUACCGUGGCUACAGUGCUGGCUCAGGGUUGCCACUGAGCUGAUCCAGUGCACAGGUGUGUGCACUCGACAGGACUGUGACAGUGUGAUGAAACAUACACACUUAUCCUGAGCAGGAUCGUAUCUGUCUGCUCAGGAGAACUACGCUGUGGAGUUUGGACUCACCCGUAUGUCAUUUUGUGUUCACACAUAUGUAUGUAUGUCAUUUUG
Messenger RNA from Chanos chanos (milkfish), 650 nucleotides. RefSeq names its product N-alpha-acetyltransferase 38, NatC auxiliary subunit (gene naa38). The transcript is spliced from 3 exons. Gene Ontology annotation, molecular function: RNA binding. The record is from RefSeq and is a predicted model, not a curated record. Lineage: Eukaryota; Metazoa; Chordata; Actinopteri; Gonorynchiformes; Chanidae. Bases 61 to 399 code for a protein of 112 amino acids. Gene Ontology annotation, cellular component: NatC complex.